CCCACCCGCGGCCAGGAGGAACUAAAAAUGCUGGCCUUUGCCGCGCGGCCCCGCCCGGGUCCCGGGCCGCCUCUAGCCUCACUCUUCCAGUUGCUGCUGCUGACGGUGCUGAACGGCCCGGUGUUUGGCCGCGUCCCCCGCUCGGUGCCCAGAACUUCGCUUCCCAUCUCCGAGGCUGACUCCUAUCUCACCCGGUUCGCUGUCCCUCAGACAUACAAUUACUCUGUUCUCCUUGUGGAUCCUGCUUCCCACACACUUUAUGUUGGCGCCCGGGACACAAUCUUCGCUUUAUCCCUGCCCUUCUCAGGGGAGAGACCCCGCAAGAUCGACUGGAUGGUUCCUGAGGCUCACAGACAGAGCUGUAGGAAGAAAGGCAAGAAAGAGGAUGAAUGUCACAAUUUCGUCCAGAUUCUCCUCAUUGCCAAUGCUUCUCACCUCCUCACUUGUGGCACCUUCGCUUUUGAUCCGAAGUGCGGGGUUAUUGAUGUGUCCAGUUUCCAGCAGGUUGAAAGACUUGAGAGUGGCCGGGGGAAAUGUCCUUUUGAGCCAGCUCAGCGGUCAGCAGCUGUAAUGGCUGGGGGAGUCCUCUAUACUGCCACUGUGAAAAACUACCGGGGGACGGAGCCGAUUAUCUCCCGGGCUGUGGGUCGUGCUGAGGACUGGAUUCGGACAGAUGCCUUGCCAUCCUGGCUCAACGCCCCAGCCUUUGUUGCAGCCGUGGCUUUGAGCCCAGCCGAGUGGGGGGACGAAGAUGGAGAUGAUGAAAUCUACUUCUUCUUUACGGAGACUUCCCGAGCAUUUGAUUCAUACGAGCACAUUAAGGUCCCACGGGUGGCCCGUGUUUGUGCGGGGGACCUUGGGGGCCGGAAGACCCUCCAGCAGAGGUGGACAACGUUUUUGAAGGCUGACCUGCUAUGCCCGGGGCCUGAGCAUGGCCGGGCCUCCAGUGUCCUGCAGGAUGUGGCCGUGCUUCGACCUGAGCCUGGGGCAGGGACCCCCAUCUUUUAUGGCAUCUUUUCCUCCCAGUGGGAGGGAGCUGCCAUCUCUGCUGUGUGUGCCUUCCGACCACAAGACAUUCGGACAGCGCUGAAUGGUUCCUUCAGAGAACUAAAACAUGACUGCAAUAGGGGACUGCCUGUCAUGGACAAUGAGGUGCCCCAGCCCAGACCUGGAGAGUGCAUCACCAAAAACAUGAAGCUCCAGCAGUUCAGCUCCUCUCUCUCCUUGCCUGACCGUGUGCUCACCUUCAUCCGGGACCACCCACUCAUGGACAAGCCAGUGUUUCCAGCUGAUGGCCACCCCCUGCUGGUCACUACGGAUACAGCCUAUCUGAGAGUUGUGGCCCAGAGGGUGACAAGCCUCUCAGGGAAAGAGUAUGAUGUGCUCUACCUGGGGACAGAGGAUGGACACCUUCACCGAGCAGUGCAGAUCGGAGCCCAGCUCAGCGUCCUUGAAGAUCUGGCCUUAUUCCCAGAGCCACAGCCAGUGGAGAACAUGAAAUUGUACCACGACUGGCUCCUGGUUGGCUCCCGUACCGAGGUGACACAGGUGAACACAACCAACUGUGGCCGUCUCCAGAGCUGCUCAGAGUGCAUCCUGGCCCAAGACCCUGUCUGUGCUUGGAGCUUCUGGCUAGAUGAGUGUGUGGCCCAUGCCGGGGAGCACAGAGGGCUGGUCCAAGAUAUAGAGUCUGCAGAUGUCUCUUCGUUGUGUCCUAAAGAGCCUGGAGAACACCCAGUAGUGUUUGAGGUUCCUGUGGCUACAGCUGCACAUGUGGUCUUGCCAUGUUCCCCAAGCUCAGCAUGGGCAUCCUGUGUGUGGCACCAACCCAGUGGAGUGACUGCACUCACACCCCGGCGGGAUGGGCUAGAGGUGGUGGUGACCCCAGGGGCCAUGGGUGCUUAUGCCUGUGAAUGUCGGGAGGGUGGAGCUGCUCGUGUGGUAGCAGCUUACAGCUUGGUAUGGGGCAGCCAGCGGGGGCCCCCAAGCCGGGCCCACACAGUGGGGGCUGGACUGGCCGGCUUCGUCCUGGGGGUUCUUGCAGCAUCCCUGACUCUCCUCCUGAUUGGUCGGCAUCAGCAGCGACGGCGACAGAGAGAACUUCUGGCGAGAGACAAGGUGGGCUUGGACCUGGGGGCCCCACAAUCUGGGACCACAAGCUACAGCCAAGACCCUCCAUCCCCUUCUCCUGAAGAUGAACGGCUUCCCCUGGCCUUGGCCAAAAGGGGUAGUGGUUUUGGUGGCUUCCCUCCACCCUUCCUGCUGGAUCCUUGCCCAAGCCCAGCCCACAUUCGGCUAACUGGGGCUCCUUUAGCUACAUGUGAUGAAACAUCCAUCUAGAUCCAGACAAAUAACCACCAAUGUAUGAGUGAUGACUGGAAUGGAGUGAUCACUGAGAUGCCAGGUGUCACAGGGCCUGGAAGACCAUCAUAGCCUCUCAGUUCUCUCUGAGUCUGAGUGAUCACUUGGACUCCAGUGUCUGUCAUCUCUGGGUCUGGGUGGGCUUGGGGCUAGGCCUUUGCCUGAUUCCUGAUUCCCAUGAGAGAUCAGAAUUUCUCUCUGCAGGAAAUUGGGGCUCCUCCCACCUCUGAACCACUGGUGACCCUUCGGCCCUGGCCCCCUAUCUUGGUUCCAUUAGUUUUGGGGACAGGGCACAGGACACAGCCAUGAUUUUGCAUUUUAGUUGGGUCCUGGCCAGAAGGAAGAGCCAUGGAGGUGGUUGGGGACUAAUGUGCACUAAGUCCUCGGGGUGGUUUUGCUGAUUCUCCCAGUUUAUCUGAUUCUCUGUGGGGAGUGCAUGAUCCCCAUGUUGCAGCAUAGAAUCUCUGCUCUGAGAUCUCCCCCUUCCCAGUUUUCCUUCUGUGAAAGUGCGUGUGUAAAUACCUGGGUAUUCAUAGGAGACCUGGCCAUAAUGCAUGAAUGACUGGGCCGGUGCUUUGGGGUCCUUAUGGGGGGUAGGAAGAGGGAAGGUUGGAUGGGGGCAUUGCCUGAAGAACCUCAGACCCUGUAGCCAGUAAGGGAAUGGCCUUCCUUUCUAAAAGGAAACAAAACACUGCCCCUCUCCCCAUUGUCCCACAACCCUUCUCUAAAUUUGAAUAGAGAAAAUCUCCCAAAGUGACCUUCUGGGUGGGAAGGGCAGCAGUACAUGUGACCCCAUCCUUCUCUUUGUUUUUGCCCUGUGGCUGCCACCACUGCCAUGCCGCAGCUGCUUUCUCUGGCUGGAGUGUAGGCUGAACCCCCUCUCCUUGGCUCCCAUUAACAAUUAACUUCAUGAAUUCUAAAUAUUCGGGAAUGACAAAAGGGGAACAGUCAUAGGAAAUACAAGCAGCAUAAAGAUGGGUUUGCCUCAGUGAAUUUACUCAGGGUGACACCCUUGCCCUAAAGCAGGAGUCCCCCACCUUGGGUUCAUGGACUCCCUGAAAUUAUAUGCAAAAUGUCUAUACAUGUGUGUCUGUAUUUAUCUGGGGGAAGGUUUUAUGGCUUUCAUCAGAUUCUCAAGGCCUUAACAAAGUUAAAGAACCACUGCCCUGAGGUCACCUAUCUUUGGCCAAGCUGAAAUGGUGUCACUCUGUAGCAGUUCUUGCUGGUCUCACCCUGCCUGGAACAGAGUUUGAACAUUGGAACAGGAUGACCCCUGAGAUGCGAGGGGGUUGCUGGGCCUGGAAGACCAUCAUGGCUCCUCAGUCCUCUUUGAGUCUGACUAGCUGUGGCCAGUCCCUGGACUUGUAGCUGCUGGAGGCCUUCUUGUUUCCCCAGUCCCUGGAAGCUGGGCUCUAAGCAUAUUUGAAUACACCGUCAACUCUUGCCAAACAUCAGGACCUCUUCCUGCUUGACAGCUCCCACGUGCUCUAGGCUUCUGCUCAGUCCUGGUCUUGGCCUGUGAAUGUGCCUCGUUCAUCCCUGACGAGUGACCCCGUCAAGCUUCAAUGAAUGAUCCAGACCUUCCCAGUUGAAGUUUUCUGCUCUACUUUCCUUGACAGCAGCCUGUGAACUACUCAAAAGAGUCCCCUUGGGUUUGGAAUUAUUGGUGGCUUUGCCACUAAUAAGUAUGUGAUCUUCGGCAAGUAAUCUAACCUAGGGACAUCAGUUUACUCAUUAGUAAAGUGGGGAUAAUAAUACCUACCUCAGGGUUGCUGCAAGGAUUAAAUGGGAAAAAGUGUAAACAAUAAAGCACUAUCUAUACCAAUA
Molecule: messenger RNA, 4188 nt
Organism: Propithecus coquereli (Coquerel's sifaka)
Lineage: Eukaryota; Metazoa; Chordata; Mammalia; Primates; Indriidae
Gene: SEMA4F
Product: sema domain, immunoglobulin domain (Ig), transmembrane domain (TM) and short cytoplasmic domain, (semaphorin) 4F
Exons: 14
Coding region: 28-2340 (770 amino acids)
Biological process (GO): semaphorin-plexin signaling pathway; negative regulation of axon extension involved in axon guidance; neural crest cell migration
Molecular function (GO): semaphorin receptor binding; chemorepellent activity
Source: RefSeq, a predicted model, not a curated record